Messenger RNA from Amphibalanus amphitrite, 2794 nucleotides. Its product is annotated as HIV Tat-specific factor 1-like. Gene Ontology annotation, cellular component: U2-type spliceosomal complex; U2 snRNP. Gene Ontology annotation, biological process: mRNA splicing, via spliceosome. The coding region runs from base 281 to 2524 and encodes 747 amino acids. Gene Ontology annotation, molecular function: RNA binding. The record is from RefSeq and is a predicted model, not a curated record. The transcript is spliced from 8 exons. Lineage: Eukaryota; Metazoa; Arthropoda; Thecostraca; Balanomorpha; Balanidae.
GUUGUCCAGACGUAAAUAUGCGUGUCAAUGCAGGGGAAAAUGUUUUUAAUUCAAAUAGAAAUUGGCGGAGUGGUGAUAGAUGAGUGGUCGGUAGAUGUGCACAGUUCUGAGUGCACACGCGUUUUAUGUAAAAGUGGAUUAUUUCGGCACAAAUAGGCACCCAACUUUCAUGGCAGCUGCCCUGACAUGUAUUUGUAUUGUAUUGUGAAUACCUGAAAAGUGAAAAUCAUUACCUAGACCUACCCAAUACCCAUAUUCUGCUACAAAUCAGUAACUGUUAAUGUCAGUGAUAGAUGAAACCAAACCAGAAAUUGUCUCUUCUGAUAUGAAGGAGAGUGCUGAGGAAUCCUCUUCUGGUGGUCCCCUGCCAGCCCAAGGAAAUCUGAAAAACAGUGAUACUGCUGAGCCAUCUCAAAUGGACCCUGCCAAAGUGGCAUCGCCUCAAAAGGAGGCCACAGAGCCUAUGGAUGCAUCACAAAUGCCACAAAACGAAGCAUGUGAACAAGUUGCUGCAGAUAACACAGCAGGAGAGGAAAAGCCAUCAUCACAAACCACAUCAGAAGUGGAGCCAGUCCCACAGAAUGGAGCUGCUGAAUCGUCGAGCAAAGCAUCCAGCGCUGCUCAGUCUGCGGCCCCGGCGGCGGCCGACCCGGGCGACUGUUACCGCUAUGAGGGCGACACCUGCAUCUACACGGACCCCUCGUCGAGCGUCGAGUACGUGUACAGCGCGGACAAGGACGGCUGGGUGCGCCGGGACGGAGCCGACGGCGGCCGGCCGCUGGAGACCGCGCCCACUCUGGAGAACUGCUACUACGUGGGCGAGCACUACUGCUUCUGGGACGCGGCCGGCACCGUGUACCGGCUGGAGCCGACCUCCAACAGCUGGCAGCGCUGGGAUGACGCGCCCGCCGGCGCCGCCGCCGGCGCCACCGACAGCGCGCCGGCCGCCGGCGACCAGCGCUGCUUCCGCGGCGCCGACGGCGGCUGGUGCUGCCGGGACGACUCGGGCGCGCUCUGCCGCUGGGACGCCGCCGCCGGCCGCUGGGCGCGCGCCGACCCCGCCCCGGGCGGGGGGACCGAGCGGCGGUCCGGGCCCGGCGGCAGGAAGCGGCGGCUGAACCGCGGCUCCUCAGAUGACAGCGAGCACGACAGCGACGACGAUGACGAGCCAGCGCCCAAACGGCCCCCGGGCCAGGCCGGCCCAGAGCCGAGCGAGCAGGAGGGGCCCAGCGACGGCUCCGGCUACGAGUGGGACCCCGAGAGGGGCGCCUGGUUCCCGAAGAUUGACGAGGAAUUUCUCGCGCUUCACCGUCUCAAUUACGGUUUCGACUCGGAGGGUCGGGCGGUGGAGACGGCGCCUAUCCUGGACACGGGUCCGCCGCCGGCCGAGUCGGCCCCGGAGAAACAGGAGGCCGGCAAACAGCGCAAACUCAAUACCAAGAAAAAGCCCGAGUGGUUCCAGCUGGAUGACAGUAAGAACACCAAGGUGUAUGUGAGCGGCCUGCCCGAGGACGUGACAGAGGACGAGUUCGUCGAGCUAAUGUCCAAGUGCGGCCUGGUCAUGAAGGACCCGCUCAAGAAGAACGCCUGGAAGAUCAAGCUGUACCGGGACGACUACGGCGUGCCCAAGGGAGACGCCAUCUGCACCUACAUCAAGAUUGAGUCGGUAGACCUGGCGUUAAGUAUUUUAGAUGGCUAUGAGUUCAAGGGCAAGAAGCUCUCUGUUGAGAAGGCUUCGUUCGACUUGAAGGGCAAAUUUGACCCCAGUAAGAAGCCAAAGAAGCGGGCGUUGAAGAAGAAAGAUCGAGAGAAGCUGCAAAAGAAACAGGAAAAGCUGUUCGCGUGGCAGCCGGAUAAAAUCCGCGGCGAGCGCGAGAAACACGAGCGCGUGGUGAUUCUGAAGAACCUCUUCUCGCCGGAGGAGUUCAAGGCGCGCCCGGAGGCGCUGCUGGAGUACCAGCAGGACCUGCGCGAGGAGUGCGGCAAGUGCGGGCCCGUCCGCAAGGUGGUCGUCCAUGAUCGUCACCCGGACGGCGUGGCCGAGGUCAUAUUCCACGAGGCCGCCGACGCCGACACGUGCGUGCAGAAAAUGAGCGGCCGGUAUUUCGCCGGACGCCGACUCGAGGCGGCCACCUGGGACGGCAAGACCAAGUACCGGGUAGAGGAGACGGAGGAAGAGAGAGCGGAGCGGCUGGCCAAAUGGGAGCAGUUUAUCUCCGGGGAGGACAAAACGGACGACUCCAAACCCGCAGAGGACAAAACGGACGACUCCAAACCCGCAGAGGACAAAACGGACGACUCCAAAUCCGCAGAGGACAAAACGGACGACUCCAAACCCGCAGAGGACAAAACGGACGACUCCAAACCCGCAGAGGACAAAACGGACGACUCCGAAACAGCCGAGGAUAAACCCACCGAGGCGAAACCCGCGGAGGCGAAACCCACCGACGACAGGCCAGCCGAAGACAAACCUAAUGAAGACCGGCCCUCCGCUGAGAAGCCCUCUGAGGACACUCCCGCCUAGUGUGUCUCUCGCCGUGGGCUGUUACCGGUGGCUGUCCUACUAUGAGGGUCACUAGCCGCCUGCCGUAUGCCGGGUCUCUGUCCAGUACUGUGACCGUGCGCCGGGUCUAUCCGGCAACAGUCUGCUUCACACGCGACCCUCGGUCAGCAUAUGAUGUUGGUGGCAAGGCCGACGUCGCGCGUUAUAUGGUGUGAUUUCACAUGUCAUUGUGCCGAAAGUGAUAUUCACUGGCAUUGCAGUUAAUAUGCAAUACACGUGAUUGUUUUGUAA